This is a messenger RNA of Amaranthus tricolor (Joseph's coat), 600 nucleotides long. RefSeq names its product probable leucine-rich repeat receptor-like protein kinase At1g35710. The record is from RefSeq and is a predicted model, not a curated record. NCBI's taxonomy places the organism in Eukaryota, Viridiplantae, Streptophyta, Magnoliopsida, Caryophyllales, Amaranthaceae. The transcript has 5 exons. Gene Ontology annotation, molecular function: protein binding. The coding region runs from base 1 to 600 and encodes 199 amino acids.
AUGAGGAGUAUACCGGAGUUUAUAGGUGAUCUUUCUCAGUUAUACUAUUUAUAUCUUGUUGAUAAUAAUCUUUCUGGUCCAAUUCCAUCAUCGAUUGGUAAGCUUUCCAGGCUGAAUACUCUGUUUUUAAGCAAUAAUCAGAUUUCAGGAUCUAUUCCUUCGUCUAUUGGUCGACUUGUUUCACUGGAAAAUUUCUGGGCUUCGCACAAUAAAUUGACUGGUGUUUUACCCGAUUCAAUAGGAAAUCUAAUGGGUAAAAAUAAUCAGCUUAUUGAGACUUUGAUCUUGUCGAAUAAUCCAUUGGAAGGGUCUAUACCCAAAUCGAUUGGAAAUUUGCGUCAACUUGAAAGGCUUGAAAUGGAGAAUAAUGGGCUUUCUGGGGGUAUUCCUGAAGAAAUUGGGGAUGCAAAGAAAUCUGAUCUUGGAAUUUCGAUUCACAAAUACUGUUUAAUUCUUGUAAUGAGUUAUUGUAAACUCUUUCUCUUCUGUAAUAAAGUACUAAAAGCUGAGGAGCAUAAAAACUUCUUGGAAGCAAGCGGGCUUUGCAGAAUUUCUGUUUUGAUCUUUGUUCAAUUUCUUGAAAUCGUUGAUUCUUGUUAG